AUGCCUGGCGGACGAUACACCACUGUUCUGAACAACUUCUAUUCAUCCCGUCCGGGCCAUCUUCUCACUCAAGCAGAAUCCAACAGCGGCCCACCACACCAGCCAGAAUGGACCGUGACGUUCAAGGUUAACGGCAACCCGGUUGGUGCGGGCACGGCACCUCAGAAGAAUGUUGCAAAAGAGAGAGCGGCGCAGGCUGCGUGCGCAGCGCUAGGCAUCUCGCCCGCUGGAUUCGUUUUCUGCUCAAGCGACAUGUCACGACGCGGACCGGUGCCCCUUCUGCUCGCUGCCGCGCUGGGCGUCAUAUCCGGCGUUUACAUCUUCAAGCCUUCGUUCGACCAGGCCGUUGUCGAUCACGAAGCCUCUGAGAAUUUGAAGGCGCCGGCUGCGGAUGGCCUAAAGAAGGCCGAUGAACCAUUCAGUUCCACUUCCUCAGAUGCGAAGGUAUCACCGGAGGUUGCGAAUGCUGCCACCCCUGGUCAGACGAAGCCAAGCUAGGAUGCUUGAUUCAGCUGAACCCUAUCUCCCCGUCCUCCCCUGCAAGGCUGUUCCACCUCUCGCCUCAUCAAAGGAGGUAAGGGCCUGCGGGGUUGCGAGGCGCGCGGAAGCCGCCAAAACCGUCGCUCUUGGGGCAGAAGACACCCCAGUUGGGAAGCCCCCAAAUAGAACACAAGCAAUCUACAGAUCCAACCGUGAAUCCAUCGUCUGCCUGAUGCCGUAAUAUGUCAUAUGCAAAUGCCCUUCACCUACGAGGGUUUU
This is a messenger RNA of Coniophora puteana RWD-64-598 SS2, 759 nucleotides long. RefSeq lists its product as uncharacterized. NCBI's taxonomy places the organism in Eukaryota, Fungi, Basidiomycota, Agaricomycetes, Boletales, Coniophoraceae. The record is from RefSeq and is a predicted model, not a curated record. The transcript has 7 exons. The coding region runs from base 1 to 498 and encodes 165 amino acids.